Thalassophryne amazonica is the source of this 2976-nucleotide messenger RNA. RefSeq names its product perforin 1.5 (gene prf1.5). The coding region runs from base 278 to 1849 and encodes 523 amino acids. The record is from RefSeq and is a predicted model, not a curated record. Gene Ontology annotation, biological process: immune response. Gene Ontology annotation, cellular component: membrane attack complex. The transcript is spliced from 5 exons. NCBI's taxonomy places the organism in Eukaryota, Metazoa, Chordata, Actinopteri, Batrachoidiformes, Batrachoididae.
GAGGGGAGAAGAGAGGAAUACAGUCCACAGCUGGAGAAGGAAACACCCUCUCUGGUCUUUUUCAAGUGCAAGUGCAGACAAAAGAGUGCACCCAGCACGCUGUCUGCACAGGCCGCCAGCAAAGCUGAAGCUUUCAUCCGUGCCUUCAUCUGCAGCAGCAUCAAGAGUUUAACCAGUUCAGGGUUCACCAUUUACAGUGUGCAUCUAUCAAUGGUGUUAGGAAAGACGAAGACCCACAACCAACAAAAUUCAGGAGGCAAUACAAACUAAGGUAACCAUGCUUCUCGGAGUGAUCUCACUGAGUAACCUCAUCCUGUUUUUGUUGGCCUUGUCGACCACAUGGGAGGCCGACAAAGUCCUGAGCUGUUGGAUUGGUCCGGAGUUGGAGUGUGAGAAAGCUCCCUUUGUGCCAGGUCACAACCUGGCGGGGGAGGGUUUUGAUGUGGUGCGGAUGCGUCGAACAGGGGCGUACGUCAUCAAUGUCAAAGCUCAUCUGGUCGAUAAUCACACCUGCACACUGUGUCACAACCGCUUCCAGAAAGGACAGAUUCAGAGGCUUCCUGCUGCAGUCCUGGACUGGCGGGCUUUCAGCCGCUGCAGCAAGCAGCUUUCGAGUGCCCUCCACCACUCAGUCGACUCUCUGUUACGCAGCUCCAAUUCCCUGGUGAACAACAACUGGGGUCUGGGGCUGAGCCUAGAUAAAGUGGGAAAACCUCUGCUGGGGGGAAGCCACUCAGAUUUGGCAAGGUUUGCUCGUUCACAACACAAUAUGGACAAAGCCACUUUUGCUAUCCAUGAACUCAGCUGCACCCACUACAGCUACAGGCUGGCUGACCACCCCCAGCUGAGUGCAGAGUUUGGAAAGCAUCUGAAGAGACUCCCACAGAGUCUUAAUACAAGUCAGGACAGAGCGCUUUACAGACGGCUGAUCCAUACCUAUGGAACCCAUUACAUCCAACAGGUCCACCUUGGAGGUAAAGUGAGGCGAAUCACCGCUUUCAGGACCUGUCUUGCUACCCUAAAAGGCUUCUCCGAGUCAGAGAUCAAAACGUGUCUGAACGUUGAACUCCGUAUAGCUCUGGGCUUUCUCCCUGCCAAUGCAUCCUUCUCCAACAAGUGCAAUGAUCUCUUGAAGGGUAACAUGAGCAUAGGCUUCUACCAGGGUUUCAUGAGCCAUAAGAUAGAAGUCAUUGGAGGGGAACGCUACUUUCCAGAUAUACUCUACCAGCAGGACCCCUCUGAAGCAUACCACAGCUGGAUGAACAGUCUCUAUGACAACCCUGAUGUGGUUUCUUACGCCAUCUUCCCUCUGCACAAUCUGAUUGAGGAUCGUCAGGUCAGUACUAAUCUCAGAAAUACAGUCACAGAGUAUAUAAAAGAGAACCAGCUUUCAGAGGACCAGUUUGGUUUCAAGAACUGUUCCCCAACUCCAAACCUGGACCAUAACUGCUGCCCUCUACGUGCCGGCAGAGGGACUCUCAGACUGGAGAUCCACAGAGCUGCUGGUCUGAAGGCAGACACCUUCACCAAAACAGACGCCUACGUUAAGAUCUUCUACAGUGGCAUGUACGAGGAGACGGAGACUGUGAUGGAUGACAAUAACCCAGUCUGGAAUGCGACAUAUGACUUUGGCUCAGUGGAACUUAGCCAGGAGUUGAGAUUUGAGGUUUGGGAUAGAGAUGUGCUUUAUAAUGAUGUAGCAGGGAGAUGUGUCAUCUUCCCUGAGCGGGGAACUCACUCUCUAAGCUGUCAGCUGAACAAAGGAGUUCUCUAUUUCACUUACACCGUGACAUGUGACACACACCUGACAGGCUUCAGGUGUGGCCGAUACUCCCCCAGUGCAGAAUAAGUCACCAGUUAGAACAUUUUAUUUAUGUAAAAAAAUAUACUGCUUAACAAGGGCUAAAGCCAGGUCCAGAAAUAGUGAGACCAAAUGUGCUUUAAGUGUUGACUGUCAGCUUUAAUUGAACAGCUUUAUUAAAAAAUAUCACAAGAAUUUUGGAAUUACAGCCAUCCAUCUACAGAAGCCUAUAAUACCUUCAGAGUUGUCAUGGGUGCAUUGAUAGCAUCCUUCACUGGGGCUUUUCUUACACAGCCACUCAGUUUUAGAGAAGUGACUCCUCCAGUUUUACCAUACGGUACCAUACUGUCUGAAUUUCUGAAUGACUGAUGUAAAUGAAGCCAUUAUAGCCUUUGGAAAUGGAGGGACUGUGUCUAAAAUUGACUGUAAUUCCUAAAUGGUUAAUGUGAAAAUUUUGUUAAACGUCUUGAAUUAAAGGUGAAAGUCGACACUACACGCACAUCUUUGAUUAUUUAAUUUCAACUGAAAUUCCACAACUCCUUUCCAUGAAAUUAGUCACUUUCUUAGUGUGGGGUCAGAAAUUUGAUCUUAAUCAUUUACUAAUAAAAAUCAAAUCACUUCUUUCCAUCCACAGACCCAAUGUAUCUUAGAAUCAGACUAAUCUGAGAGCUCAUAUUACUGUAAAUUUGAGAAUUAUCGUAUGUUCCAGAGGAUAGGUUGCACCUGUUAAAAAUGGCUUCUUGAAGAGAUAAAACUCCUAACUCGCUCAUUAAGUUAGAAUUUUUGUGCAUUGUUUAAGUGUACUUUUUAUUAUUGCCAUUUAUUAUUUUAUUCCUGGAGUUUAUUUUGUUUAGUGCUUUGAUUCCUGUUAGAGUCCUAUAAAAAUACUUACUGCAACUAUUAUUAUUAGGAAUAACAAACUGUUUUCUUUAUACAUAUGUUGCACCCGAGUAUGAAUCGCUACACCAGCCUGAAUGCACCUGCCAAGUUUGUUCAAAAUCAAAUUAGCCAUAUUUAAGCUAUAUCUUGCUAACACACACUCAUACAAACAUAAGGUAAUAAGACUAAGGCGAUCAUAAGAUCGUACACUUCAGGCAGUGUUGCUUAUAAACAAAGUUCCUUUGCAUGUUCACCCAAAUGUUUGUCAAUGUGGUAUAAAUUGUAACUGGACUGCA